Messenger RNA from Tachysurus fulvidraco (yellow catfish), 2045 nucleotides. Its product is annotated as vitamin D3 hydroxylase-associated protein-like. Gene Ontology annotation, molecular function: amidase activity; fatty acid amide hydrolase activity. Gene Ontology annotation, biological process: fatty acid catabolic process. The record is from RefSeq and is a predicted model, not a curated record. The transcript is spliced from 16 exons. Lineage: Eukaryota; Metazoa; Chordata; Actinopteri; Siluriformes; Bagridae. The coding region runs from base 98 to 1837 and encodes 579 amino acids.
UGGAGGUAGAUGACGUCACUGACGUGAGCCUUAUCAGAGUCAGCUCUUUGUUCCAGUUUAGAGCAAGUGGAACAGGUAGGAGGAGGUGAGCUGAGACAUGGAUGGUGAGUGGAAGAGUGUAGCAGUGUCUCUGCUCUGUGCUGCCGGUGUCAGUGUUUUGCUGCUGAAAUGGAGAGAACAACAGAAGGUGAAGAGGAAACUGCAGAGAGCCAGAGAGAAGAGAGAGAAGGAGGUCGGACAGGCAGAGAAAGCCGUCAACCGCUUUAAGACUCAGAACGCUGGUGUUGAUUUGAGCUCCAUCGUGACUCUCUCACUGGCUGAACUGAGUCAGAAGAUCAGAGGAGGAUCUCUACAACCUAACGCUGUGCUCCAUGCCUACAUGGAGAAGGCUCUGGAGGUGAACAGGGAACUGAACUGUAGCACCGCCGUCCUCAUGGAGAGCUUGAAACAAGUGGAAGAAGUCGAGUCCCACAAAGAAGGCCUUCUCUACGGCAUUCCAGUCAGCAUCAAGGACAACGUGGAUAUUAAGGGCUACGACUCUACCUGUGGUGUACUGACUAAGCUUGAUGAUCCUGUCAUUAAGGACAGUGUGGUGGUUUCGGUACUGAAGAAGCAGGGUGCAAUCCCCUUCAUCAAAACUAAUGUCCCUCAGGGUCUCCUCAACUAUGAAUGCAGUAACCCCAUAUACGGGAGGACGGUGAACCCCUGCAACCUCCAGAAGACCUGUGGAGGCUCUUCGGGUGGUGAAGGUGCUCUGAUCGCUGGAGGAGGAUCUAUUCUGGGGCUGGGAACCGACAUCGGAGGAAGCAUCCGCAUCCCAGCAGCCUUCUGUGGCAUCUGCGGCUUAAAACCCACAAACAACAGAUUAAGUUUGCAUGGCAUCAACUCCUGUGCAAAAGGCGGGAAAACGGCCCUGUCAGCUGUUGGUCCCAUGGCCCGUGAUGUGGAGAGUCUGGCUCUGUGUAUGAGAGCUUUACUCUGCACCGACAUGUUCACUCUGGACCCUACGGUUCCUCCGAUACCGUUCAACCAGCAGGUAUACGAGAGCUCGGAGCCCCUGAGGAUCGGUUACUAUGAGAACGACGGGUACUUUCAGCCGUCUCCGAGCAUGAGCAGAGCUCUACGAGAGACCAGAGAGCUCCUGGAACAAGCAGGACACACGCUGGUUGCGUUUAACCCUCCCCGGAUCGUCACCGCUUUCCACGAGUUUGUCCUGAGGGGAAACCUUGCGGACACUGGUGCUACACUCCUACAGCACUUUAAGGAAGGCCCGGUCGAUCAGUGUCUGAAGUAUCAGGUGUCCCUCUGUGCUGUUCCUGUGUUUGUGAAGAAGCUAAUCUCACUGCUCCUCAGACCCAUCUAUCCACGCAUGGCUGCAGCAGUACACAGCAUCUGUGGAGUCAGCAGUGUAGCAGAUCUGUGGAAGCAGCACACAGAGGCUGAGGUUUAUAUCCAGGAGACGUUGUCUCAGUGGGAGAAGCUGGAGCUGGAUGUCCUCCUCUGCCCCAUGCUGGGACCAGCUUAUAACUUCAACUACACCGGAAAACUAAGCAGUGCUCUGACUUACACCGCUUUGUACAACGUGCUCAACUUCCCUGUUGGAGUCGUUCCUGUCACCGUGGUCACGGAUGAGGAUGAAGAAGAGCUAAAACACUACACUGGGAACUACGGAGACGUCUGGGACAAGACCUUUAUCAAGGCCAUACGAGGCGGUGUGGGUCUGCCGGUAGCGGUGCAGUGUGUGGCUCGACCCUGGCAGGAAGAGAUGUGUUUACGGCUUAUGAGAGAAGUGGAAAAGCUCUGUGCGGAGAACAAGCACUCAAAAACACACCACUAAGGGUCUUAGUCUAGGGCCUGUUCUCAGCUUGGCAGAACAGCUUAACCCAUGACCCACCACCAACAGUGUAUGUGUAGACAACCUUGUGGUGUUAUCUGUGAAGCUACAGUAUAUCUGCUUUACUUGUUAAAAAUUAAUAAAAACUGGCACUUGCAUAAACUAAAGUUUUUUUUUUUUUACAAAAAAAAUAAAUAAAUCAUAACGUUUA